Mytilinidion resinicola is the source of this 1808-nucleotide messenger RNA. Its product is annotated as ATP-dependent DNA helicase. Gene Ontology annotation, cellular component: cytoplasm; RecQ family helicase-topoisomerase III complex; chromosome. NCBI's taxonomy places the organism in Eukaryota, Fungi, Ascomycota, Dothideomycetes, Mytilinidiales, Mytilinidiaceae. Gene Ontology annotation, molecular function: ATP binding; 3'-5' DNA helicase activity; nucleic acid binding. The transcript has 4 exons. The coding region runs from base 201 to 1649 and encodes 482 amino acids. Gene Ontology annotation, biological process: double-strand break repair via homologous recombination. The record is from RefSeq and is a predicted model, not a curated record.
CGAUACUUACAAUCAAUUCACCAAGUCGCGUGGGCCUGAUUAUUGAAGAGGCAAUCAAGAGCUUCUUUGAGUACACAUUCAUGGGCGCUUCUCUUUGCUAGAGGCCGACGUGGAGGUUGGCACCUUGUAGAGGCUUGGGACGCCAUAAAUAGGCGGUAUCAUUUCUCAAACGCAGACGGUUUCUUUCCGUCUCCUUUUCCAUGAUGGCGGGCAAGAAACAAUUCCGGCCCGACAUUGACUUCACUCUGCGUCGCGUCUUCAAAAAACACUCAUUUCGGGCUCUCCAACGAGAAGUCAUAAACGCUGCUCUCGGCGGCGAAGAUGUCUUCCUCCAAGCGGCAACUUCGUUUGGUAAAAGCUUAUGCUUCCAACUGCCUGCUGUCGUUGAUCAUGGCAUAACGAUCGUCAUAUCUCCUCUCCUCGCUCUGAUGAAUAACCAAGUCGCCGCCAUGCGCGCCGCAGGCAUCAAAGUCGCCACAAUCAACAGCACAACGCCCCAUUCCGACAAGGCCGCCAUCAUGGACGACCUCCAAUGCGGGCACCCUCUUACUCGCCUUCUUUACGUAACCCCUGAGUUCUGCCAACUCGACCACUUCCGCAAGAUCCUCCGCGUCAUCUACACGCAGUGCGAGCUCGCCCGCAUCGCCAUCGACGAAGCCCACUGCAUCAGCGAAUGGGGCCAUGACUUCCGCCCCUCCUUCCAGGCCCUCUCAUUUUUUAAACGCGAGUUCCCCGAUGUCCCCAUGAUAUGCACAACCGCUACUGCUACUGCACGCGUGCGAGAAGACAUCAUCACCACGCUCAAGCUCGACCCGGCCAAACUCAAGAUCUUCACGAUGACCACGAGCCGCCCGAAUUUGCACUAUGAGGUUAGGUUCAAGUCGGACGAGGAAGACCACUACCCGGACUUUCUUGCCUGGCUCCGCGCAGCUCACACCCGGCGUGCCGCAAACACCCCCAGGGGAACACAGCUCGCGGCGCUGAACCUGCGCGCUGACAACGUCCCAGGUAUUAUAUACACCCUCUUCCGCAAGGACUGCGAAUCCCUCGCCGCGCGGCUUCGCGCAGACGGCAUUGGUGCGAAGCCAUACCACGCUGGCCUCCCCCACACUGAUCGCGCAGACCAUUUAGCGGGCUGGGUCGCCAACCGUGAAGGCUACGACGUUAUCGUUGCCACCACUGCGUUUGGUAUGGGCAUCGACAAAGAAAACGUCCGCUUUGUCGUGCACUGGCAGAUCCCCAAGUCCUUCGAAGGCUUUUACCAAGAAGCCGGACGAGCUGGACGGGACGGGAAAGCCUCUGUCUGCAUCCUGUAUUACGGCCGCGAGGACCGCGAUCGAGCCGCGAACAUGAUGGCGCGGGAAAACGCGAAACAUCAUCAUGCGGGCGCGGCGCAGCAGGCGCAGAUAAUGAGUCGGGCGAAGAGCUUGCAGGCGCUGAUUGCGUACUGUGAGAGCACAACGGGGUGCAGGCACGCGGCGAUCUCGAGGUAUUUUGCGGAUACGAACAAACCGAAGUGUGAGUGGGCGUGUGAUUGGUGUAAGGAUGCGGUGGCGUUGGUGAAGAGGAAGGAGAGGGGGUUGGCGAGUGAGGAGUGGUGCUCCACGCAGAGGGAGGCGGGGGCGUAUGUAGUGGAUGACUAUGAUUGAGGGGAGUGGUACAUGAAAGGAGUUUAAGCGUUCAGUGGGUGUCUUUGGGCUAUAUGGUAUAAUGAUACUUUAAAAAGGCACUGCUCACGUCUUCGAGGCUUGAAAAGGAGUAGCUAUAACACAAUCAUGGGUUGAAAUACUCUACAGCAGAUCUUUGUA